Molecule: messenger RNA, 3245 nt
Organism: Etheostoma cragini (Arkansas darter)
Lineage: Eukaryota; Metazoa; Chordata; Actinopteri; Perciformes; Percidae
Gene: fzr1b
Product: fizzy/cell division cycle 20 related 1b
Exons: 14
Coding region: 348-1811 (487 amino acids)
Biological process (GO): anaphase-promoting complex-dependent catabolic process; positive regulation of ubiquitin protein ligase activity; positive regulation of anaphase-promoting complex-dependent catabolic process
Cellular component (GO): anaphase-promoting complex
Molecular function (GO): anaphase-promoting complex binding; protein binding; ubiquitin ligase activator activity
Source: RefSeq, a predicted model, not a curated record
UCGCUGUUGAGCUGCGCGCUGCGUUGACUGCACACACUGCACAGACAGCAGAAGUCAACCAAAGAAUUUCUGCUAAAGCUGUUUCGGUCGCCAUUUUUGUCACCAACAUAAACAACACCAGUGAGACGCGUUGGCAUUUGGAUGUACCGCUGUUUGGAAGAAAGUGACCAUAGUCUCCCCGCAGCAGCGCUGACAUUUUCAACCGAUGAUGACAGCUGAUUUGGUCCCUUGAGCCAGUCGGAGAUGGUGCUCCAGGGUGGAUUUCCUCAACGGGAGGGAGCGGAGGUUUAAAGGGGGGCGGGGAGGGCAGCAGAGGGGCCUUGCUGCUGCUCGUCAGCCCUGAGGAGAUGGACCAAGAGUAUGAGAGACGGCUGCUGAGGCAAAUCAACCACCAGAACCUGCCGACAGAGGCCCGCCUGUCAAAGUGUGGAAGUGUUACGUGCAGUCCUGUCAGUGUUAAGUCAGGGGACCGCUUCAUUCCCACCCGCGCUGGAAGCAACUGGAGCAUCAACUUCCACUACGCCAAUGAGAACUGCUGCUCCCCAAAUCAGAACCAUAAAGCAAAGGAUGCCAGUUCAGACUCGAGCAAAGAUGCUGUGGCAUAUGCUGCCCUGUUGAGGAAUGAGUUACUGGGGGCAGGGAUAGAGACUGUGCUAGACCCUCACACAGAUGACCGGCGGCACGCAGUCCUCUCCCAAGACUCUCACAGCCUUUUUAGGUACACUGUCCACACUAAGAGAGUGCCUUUCGAUAGCGAUAACGAAGUCUCACCCUACUCCCUUUCUCCACUUAGCAACAAGAGUCACAAGCUGCUCCGCUCUCCUCGUAAACCAGCCCGUAAGAUCUCUAAGAUCCCCUUCAAAGUCCUGGAUGCGCCGGAGCUGCAGGAUGACUUCUACCUCAACCUGGUGGACUGGUCAGCAGGCAACUUGCUCAGUGUCGGUCUGGGUGCCUGCGUCUACCUGUGGAGUGCCUGCACCAGCCAGGUGACAAGAUUAUGUGACCUUUCAGUGGAUGGAGACUCGGUUACAUCCGUAUGUUGGAAUGAGAGGGGGAGUGUGGUUGCCGUGGGAACCCACAAGGGUUACGUUCAGAUCUGGGACGCAGCAGGAGGGAGGAAGCUGACCAGCCUGGAGGGUCACUCAGCACGUGUAGGCGCCCUGGCAUGGAACGGAGAGCAGCUGUCGUCGGGGAGUAGGGAUCGAGUGAUCCUGCAGCGGGACAUCAGAACCCCCCCUUCAGCUGAAAGGAGGCUGCAAGGUCACAGGCAAGAAGUGUGUGGUCUCAAAUGGUCUCCUGACCACCAGCACCUCGCGUCUGGAGGCAACGACAAUAAAUUGUUGGUGUGGAACAGCUCCAGCCUUCUCCCUGUGCAGCAGUACAGUGACCACCUGGCGGCAGUGAAGGCCAUCGCCUGGUCCCCCCACCAACACGGGCUGCUGGCGUCAGGGGGCGGCACCGCCGACCGCUGCCUGCGCUUUUGGAACACACUGACGGGUCAGGCGCUGCAGAGCACAGACACGGGCUCCCAGGUCUGCAACCUGGCAUGGUCCAAACACGCCAAUGAACUGGUGAGCACUCAUGGCUACUCUCAGAACCAGAUCCUGGUGUGGAAGUAUCCGUCACUAACACAGGUGGCUAAAUUGACAGGUCACUCCUACAGAGUGCUGUACCUGGCUGUGUCACCAGACGGAGAGGCCAUCGUUACAGGAGCUGGGGAUGAGACACUACGUUUCUGGAACGUCUUCAGUAAGACACGCUGCACCAAGGAAUCUAAGUCCGUGCUGAAUCUCUUCACAAGAAUACGAUAGUGAGCAGCCCGGGUCAGGACUGGUUUCAGGAGGAGCCUACUGAGUUGUGGUUGAAAUGCACAGACUCACCAACGACACUCACAGACUAGCACUUAAAGUCCUCUCAUCUCAGAGGAUGCGGUCCCAACUUCCAACAACUGCCAUCUCUUACAGUGACAUCACUGAUAAACACAAAAAACAAGCAGUCUAUUGUCCAGACACACUGUCUGCUUAAAAAAGUCGGUCUUGUUCUCUUUUUCUGUUGUGGGAGUGAGGAAAUUGUUUUUAUUAUAUAUUAGCAGAAGUAUACAUGUACAACAGUUAUAAGCUAUAAAAUGUAACGGCGUAGCAUUUUUUAUGUAUGUGUGUGUGUGUAUGUGUGUGUGUGCGCGCGUGCGUUCAGGGGAGGAUUUCUAUAUUUUGAUAAUGUGUGGAUAUGAUCUACAAGCAGUAUACAAGAGAAGAGAAACAAUAAAUAGGUGAACACACACACAGUUUCUCAUGCAGCUGUAAAGAAUGAACUGUUUAUUGGCGUCUUGGCAGUGGUGGUUUGGAUCCAUGGCUAGAGAUCAGUAAAAGGCCAUGUGACACUUUUCUUUUAUCCAGCGUUGGGAAGGUAUUUCAUCAAGAACGUUGCACAGAGGUCCAGUCAUCCUAACAGCCCAUCUGAUCUGUGUUUUUGCUUUGGUUCACUCCAAGUAUUACAAUAUGGUUUAUGUUGUCCGAUGCCACUUGAACAGUCCUAUUUGGCACCGUUUAUCGUUGAAACAAACACAGAUUCUUCUGAGUUUUCUUUUCUUAAUUUCUCUUGAACUUUCUUUUAAACUCAGAGUGCUACCAGCUCAGUAAUCUGAGUAUCCAGACCCCUGCAGGCCCCGACAGAGCAGAGAAAACUCCUUCACAAUUUCUUUAACACGACGUUUGUUGGUUUGCUCCCUGGAAGAAAGAAAAAAGAUGUAUGAAUUUUGUCGAAACACGUCACUUUAUUACACUGCAUUUUUGUGUCUCUUUGGAUCAAAUCUGUUAUCUAAAUGUAUGAUUUGUGUUAUUAUUUUUUCAUGCAUUUCUAUUUUCACUUUUUUUUUCACUUUACUAUUGCACAGAAAAUAUGUUUUUUGCAAAAUAUUUAAUGCAACUGCAGACUGAGAGACUUCUGCUCUCAAUAUCCCCGAUCAUGUUCCUACUGCAAUGAAGAGAAAUGUGUUUAUGUUGUGUCGACUUAUUCAUUGUGUGAGAGUAUACCGACAUACAGGCCAAUAUAAAGUGGACAAUUUACCCAAUUAACCAAACCUGCAUGUCUUUGGACUGUGGGAAGAAGCCGGAGCACACGGGGAAAACCCAUGCUAAGGGGAACAUAGAAAGACCUAAGCCGAUUGCUGGUUUCUAACCCAGAAUCCCUUUGCUGUGAGGCAACCCAAUGAACUUAUGAUUUUAUCAAGUUUGUUUGUAAUUUUU